Molecule: messenger RNA, 2316 nt
Organism: Neoarthrinium moseri
Lineage: Eukaryota; Fungi; Ascomycota; Sordariomycetes; Amphisphaeriales; Apiosporaceae
Exons: 4
Coding region: 1-2316 (771 amino acids)
Biological process (GO): regulation of DNA-templated transcription; DNA-templated transcription
Molecular function (GO): DNA-binding transcription factor activity, RNA polymerase II-specific; zinc ion binding; DNA binding
Source: RefSeq, a predicted model, not a curated record
AUGUCCACUCCCAGCCGUAUGGCCAUGGCUGACAUCGCCGACUCGAGCUUAGCUUCUUCAGGGGCUCCUCCUAAGCGAAGACGCCUAAACUUUGCUUGCAACUACUGCAGGAGUCGAAAGUCUCGCUGCGAUGAGCAGAAGCCUUCCUGCCGCGCGUGUCUCAACGCUGGAAUCCCUUGUGUCACCGUUGAUCGACGACGCCCGGGGGUUUCCAUCACACGCCACGAGGCAGGGGCGGCAUCUGCGAAUAAUCAUGCCGCAGCACAGGGUCCGCGGCCGUCACCUACCGGCUCUUCGACAACGGGCUCGGAAUCCCGUAUCUUACCACAAGAGCCAAGAAGACUCAGUGCGGCGGUCCCCUUGACACCACGCUCAACCUCGGAAACACAUGAGGAUGUUCAACAACAGCCUAAGCCACUCUCCACCUGGAAGCCUCUGGUGCGGGCCCCUGAUGGCGGACCAGGUCUGGCCACUGAUGUGCAUGCCGAAACAGAUGAUGCCGAACAGACGACCAAGUUCUCGGGCCGGUUGCCCAUGUUGCGUCCCAAUUCGGGAAGCAGCACCACUGAACUCCUGACCGAUUGGCUGGAUUUGGCCUUUCGUCGGUUGGGAAUCAGGAAACGCCUUGGGCCCUUGUUGACCUUGGACGAUUCGCAUGCGCAAUUCCAACAGCCCGCCUUGAGGCUGGAUGCCCCCCCACUGCCAGACCCUGCAACGUGUCAAGAACUGUUGUUCCUGUAUCUGGAGGAAGUCAACUCCGUAUUUCCUCUUUUGGAUGCCGUUCGGACAAGCCAAAUGCUCGACCUCGUGCUCCAACUUGGUCCGUCCCAAUUCGCUCACGACCACGGUUUCUUGCCCCUUCUGCUUGUCUAUCUCGUCCUGAGUCUUGGCUCUCUCAGCCACGAACGCCGGGAAUGGCGAGACUUCUCGGAGACAAAUUUGAACUUUUGCAGGAGCUUUGUGGGACACAUGAUUGGGUGGAACACGCUCCAGUCCGUACAGGUCUUCUUCUUGAUGUCUUUAUGCCUAAAAGGCCAUGACCGGAUAUCAGCUUCAUGGUCGGCUUUGAGUCUCUGCGUCACUGUGGGAACGACGCUCGCCUUGAAUCGGCCUGGCUCGCCAAGCAAAAACCCACAGCCAUCUAGCAAACCGGAUGGUGAAGUUGAUAGGCGGCGCACAUGGUGGUGUAUCUAUGUCUUUGAGAGGUUAUUUGCUUUCGAGAUUAGGAAGCCCCCUCUUAUCCACGAUGAGAGUUGCUACGGGUGUGAGCUCGGGACUUGGUCUUUUUCCACUGACGGGAGAAGACAUCCCCGACCUGCAUUCCUCAACAUAGUCGGUGGCCUGGCAGAUACGCUGGGCGAGAUUGAACGGCGUGCAAUCCGGGCUCGAGAUACCGAAGAAACAGCCGGUACGAGUGGCAUUGAUGGGGCUAUCAGAGAAAAGAUUAGAACAAUUGCCGAAUCUUGUGCAAUGCUGACGAAAUGGGCUGAUGCCCUCCCUGAGGAAUACAGGCCGCGAUCCGACUUUAUCUAUGACACGGGAAGCUUCCCGUACGCCUCAUUCAUUUCAAUCCAGUACCAUCAUGCUUUGCUCAUGUUGACGCAAAACAGCCUACUUUUGAGCCCUAAAACUAUCCAAGUAGCCAUAGAUAAUGUCGCAAAGGGAAUGCCCUGGGAACACCUUGUUCGGAACGGACCAACAAUCACUACCAAUGCAGCCCGGAGGAUGAUUCAACUUCUCAUCGAAGCUGCUGAUACUAAUAUGAAACCCCUCUUUCCCUCGCUACUAGUGCCAUUGCACUCACUAUAUGUUCUCUCGAUAAACAUUAUCAGGCAUCCAAAGUCCCGGAUGGCCAGGUCCGACCUGAACCUCAUUCAUGACGCUGCAGACUUCGCCAGACAUCAGUAUAGUUUAUUGAACAGUGACACCAAAUUGGGCGUGGUGUUGGACAAGCUUGAUUCCAUAGUAGGUAGAGUAUUGGAAUCGGCGGCACCUACGCCUCAGAUGAUAGCAAUACGAAAGGAAUCCACCAUGGUGUCUUCCAACACAACGAGCGCCGCGCCAACUCCGAUGGAAAGACGGCCUUCUCAAUACCCCGAGACCACAGGAGAUGGCCUAGGAAAUAUACCACAGGCCUUCGGAAUACAAGAGAACCAAGGACAGGUCGAUUUGAUGAGCGUGGACUUUAGUGCUGUGUUUGGAGAGUCCCCAGCCCUGUCGCAGGACACAGCGUUUUCGCCUGAGGUGACACAUGACAUAGGAUGGGACUGGGCCGACUUUACGCAGCUCUUUCCGGAGACAACGGAUCCUGUUUGA